Messenger RNA from Maylandia zebra (zebra mbuna), 756 nucleotides. The record is from RefSeq and is a predicted model, not a curated record. NCBI's taxonomy places the organism in Eukaryota, Metazoa, Chordata, Actinopteri, Cichliformes, Cichlidae.
AUGAAGAUAAGCACUCUCAGAUUGCUUAUUCUUAUGGGUCUCUUCAAGAUGACCCUCUGCACCUACUUUGGUACUAAUUAUUAUGUCAAAGGAGAAAUGACUUGGUCUGACGCCAGAAAAUACUGCAGAGAUGAAUAUACUGAUCUGUCAUCAAUCGGUAACCAGUAUGAAGAGGAAUUAUUCAGCAGUUACAUUUCCUCUUUGCCAUCGGGACAAAAAUUGUACUGGAUUGGUCUCUACCAGGAUGACAGUGAUAACUGGAAGUGGUCAGGGGGGACAAAUGCAUCUUUCUUCAACUGGGAUCCACAGGACCCUAUAGAUCCUAAUAACAGAUGUGUUGUAAAAAACCAAGCUGGCUGGCGUAAAAAGAAUUGUGAGAACAAAUUCUUCUUCUUCUGCUUUAAGAGCCACCUGGUCCUGGUGAAAGAAAACAAGACGUGGGAGGAAGCACUCGAGCACUGUCGUAUAAAGGGCAUGGAACUGUUCAGCUUGCGCUCAUAUUCUGAUCUGAUUCAAGUCAUGGCGACAAGCAGAACAGCCGAAAUCAACAACAUGUGGACCAGCCUCCGCUACCUAGCUGGCAGCUGGCUUUGGGUGGAUCGUAUCCUUGCUGAUCACCAGGCCAAGAACCAAAACGAGAUGCCUCAGUGUCCCACCUGGACUCACCGCUGUGGGGCCCUCUCACUGGAUGAGCAGCACUUGGUCAGCUGGGACUGUGCAGACAGACUCAACUUUGUCUGCUACAAUGGAGCUUGA